AUAAAUGCACCAAUCUUCCUCCACAUCGCCUCCUCCUCAACCCGAAAGAAGAAAGAGAAAAAAAUAAGAGAGAGAGAGAGGGGGAUUCAGAGAGAAAGGAGGGAGAAAGGAGCUAUAAGUGGUCUCAUCACCAUUACCAGCUCCAUUCGAACAUAAACGACGUCGUUCCCUCUACCAUCCUCUGCAAUCUCUCCUCCCACCAGUUUCUCUCAGCUUUUUUUCGGGUUUUUAUUUACGGGAGGAGAUCUUGUCUACCCGUGGGAUUGCGUUUUUCUCUUCACGAAGAUCGUCCCUGACGCAUUUAACUGCAGAAGAUGGUGAUGUGGGUCUUUGGUUAUGGCUCUCUUGUGUGGAACCCAGGAUUUCAUUACGACGAGAAAGUGUUGGGUUUCAUCAAGGGAUAUAAACGUGUCUUUGAUCUUGCUUGCAUUGAUCACAGAGGUACACCAGAACACCCUGCAAGAACUUGCACACUCGAGAAAGAUGAAGAAGCCAUAUGCUGGGGUGCUGCUUUCUGUGUCCGUGGAGGGCCAGAAGAAGAACGUCUGGCUAUGGAGUACUUGGAACGUAGAGAGUGUGAAUAUGAUCUCAAGACAUGUGUAGACUUUUACAAAGAAGAUGAUCCCCUGAAGCCAUCUGUAACUGGAGUGAUAGUAUUCACUUCUACUCCAGACAAGGUCUCCAACAAGUAUUACCUUGGACCUGCGCCAUUAGAAGACAUGGCAAGACAAAUUGCGACAGCCAAUGGACCAUGUGGUAACAAUAGAGAUUAUCUCUUCCUGCUAGAGAAGGCAAUGCAUGACAUCGGGCAUGAGGAGGAUUAUGUAAUAGAGCUGGCGAACGAGGUGAGGAAAGUUCUCGCAGAGUCCUCGACGAUGAAAGUGACACCGGUGAAGGAACCAAGAGCGAGCCGUGUGUCUAACAAGUCAAAGAGCAAUGUCCCCACGGCUCAUCAGAUACUUCCUUAUCAACCGGAAGCUGUUGCCACUACGAUAUAGCUCUUGCAUUCGUCUUUUAAUUGGCUUUAGAGACAAAAAGUGAUUUGUGAAAGCAGAUCGUUUUGCUUCUUUUUUUUUAACAAACUUCGGUUGUCUUCCGUGUUGUCCUAACGAGUGAUACUGAUAGCCUUGCAAGCACUUUUUGAAGAAUAAUAAAAGUAACUUAGUUAAUAAACUUAAAAAUUAUUUCUCUU
Molecule: messenger RNA, 1192 nt
Organism: Raphanus sativus (radish)
Lineage: Eukaryota; Viridiplantae; Streptophyta; Magnoliopsida; Brassicales; Brassicaceae
Product: gamma-glutamylcyclotransferase 2-2
Exons: 9
Coding region: 315-998 (227 amino acids)
Biological process (GO): glutathione catabolic process
Cellular component (GO): cytoplasm
Molecular function (GO): glutathione specific gamma-glutamylcyclotransferase activity; gamma-glutamylcyclotransferase activity
Source: RefSeq, a predicted model, not a curated record